Messenger RNA from Strongylocentrotus purpuratus (purple sea urchin), 1513 nucleotides. RefSeq lists its product as uncharacterized. The record is from RefSeq and is a predicted model, not a curated record. Lineage: Eukaryota; Metazoa; Echinodermata; Echinoidea; Camarodonta; Strongylocentrotidae. The transcript has a single exon. Gene Ontology annotation, biological process: activation of innate immune response. Gene Ontology annotation, molecular function: double-stranded DNA binding; zinc ion binding; RNA binding. Bases 80 to 1492 code for a protein of 470 amino acids.
CAGCUCGAUACUCACUGAUCUUAUGAUCAGGGGAUCGGUUUCGGUCACUUAGGUACAUUCUUUUAUGUAUCGAGUCUAAAUGGAGCUCCAGCGACUUCGAAGUCUCCAUGUGGUGUUGAUGUCAGAGGAGAGCGAGGUGUUUGACGUGCUGAAGGAGGCUGGUGUUGCGCCUGGGGAUCAUCUGGCUGAGGUGCAGAGGCUGCCAGGAAGGAGGGUAGAUGUGACCUUUACCACAGAGAUGGCGAGGAAGCAGUUUCUACCGGUGCUUCAGGCAGACCAACGAGUCGUCGUGACGUCAUAUUCCAGUCCUGCCAAGGUUGUCACCGUGCUACAUGUGCCCCACGAGGUGGAUGACAACAAGGUGCGUUUUGUCCUGAACCGCUACGGCAAGGUGUUGGCUGGAAGGCGGCUUGAGUACCGAGAGUACCCCGGUGUGUUCAAUGGUGUACGGCAAUAUAGAGUUGAGCUCAAUAAGGAUGUCCCAUCUUCUCUGAGCUUUGGCGGCCGGGACUGUUGGGUGCGCUACGACGGGCAGCCUCGUACAUGCUUGAGGUGUGGUUUCGGCGGUCAUUUGGCGAAGGAGUGUAAAGUUGUACGGUGCUUUAAGUGCCAGAAGGAAGGGCAUGUGGCAGCAGGAUGUAAGGAGCAGCCCACGUGUACGAUCUGCGGGGAGUCUGGGCACUCCUUUAAAGUAUGCCCAAUUUCAUUUGCUCAAAAAUUGCGUCAGUCCAGCGGGUGGGUAAGCGGAGGAGGUGUCGCGACGCCACCUGAGUUGGAAGUGCCACGUGAUGUGCCUGCUGAGCGGGCUGCACCGCCGGAGCCAGAUCCAGUUGAUGCGCCUGCUGAGCAAGUUGCACCGCCAGAGCUAGAGCCGGAACCAGAGCCAGCUGAUGUUCCUGCUGAGCAAGCUGCACCGCCAGAGCCAGAGCCAGAGCCAGCGCCAGCUGAUGUGCCUGCUGAGCGGGCUGUAUCGCGGGAUGUGCAUGUGCCGGAAGAACCGGGCACGUCAUAUAUAGUAGACGAGAUUUUUGACUGGUCCUUAUCAAAGCUCGACCAGGAUAGUCAGGUUUCUUUGCCUAGCCAGAUGUCGGAUGUACAUACGGACGACUCAUCAUGGGAGACGGUGCGGCGUGGUGUGAAGCGUCGGUCUUCUGUUUCACCCCGGAGACGCUCCAGAUCGUCACAUGGCCGCGGAGGCAAUGAAGCGAAAGAACUGGUGGCAGAGACCCAGAUUAUGAAGGAGAAGCAAAGAUGGAUUUCGUGUAAAGCGGAGAAGUGUACUCAUGACUUUAUGAAGUACGAGAGCUUUCUGUGCCAUAUGAGGGACCGGCACAACGAACUAACUAUUAGCAGGUACGCAUGCCCCCUUAAGUCUUGCAAAGUUACGUGUAAUACUCCUAAGGAGUGGUUGAAUCAUUUGGCGGGGCGGCAUCCUCAGUAUGUGUCCAUUCACAACAUAGACUUUUUCGAUAGAUAUUUUUUAUUGGAAUGAUUUGAUUUUGGUGCGCUCCUC